Molecule: messenger RNA, 1872 nt
Organism: Cryphonectria parasitica EP155
Lineage: Eukaryota; Fungi; Ascomycota; Sordariomycetes; Diaporthales; Cryphonectriaceae
Product: general substrate transporter
Exons: 3
Coding region: 181-1737 (518 amino acids)
Biological process (GO): transmembrane transport; carbohydrate transport
Cellular component (GO): membrane
Molecular function (GO): carbohydrate:proton symporter activity
Source: RefSeq, a predicted model, not a curated record
CAUCAAACCCUCUCUCAACGACUCGACUCAGUACUGGACGCCACAUUCGAUACGCCACGACAUCACACCAUCACAAACCUCUUCGUCCCUCCCUCGCUUCCUCCCUCCGUUCGGGAUCUCACCAUCAUUACCUCGAGCUGCUGUCGUUGCAGGCCCAGCGCAACAGCUCACCCUUGAUCGAUGGCAGUCUUCAGUCCCCUCAAACAGUCUAAACCCAUCAGACCUCCCAAGAACAUCGACCCAAGCCACACACGCCCACCAAACCUGCGCUAUGUCUACUCUCUCACUGCCUUUGUGUCUCUGGGCGGGUUCCUCUUUGGCUGGAACCAGGGCGCCAUGGGCAUGAUCAUUGCUGACAAGCGCUGGAUCGCACUCAUGCAGCCCUCCUCCGACUGGGCUGUGGGCUUCGUAAUCAGCGUAUACAACAUCUCAUGUGCUCUGGGCGCGCUCUUCGUCGGGAAUCUGGCUGAUGUCUACGGGCGAGAGAGGACUUUAUCUGUGGCCAGUGUCAUCACCAUCCUGGGAGCCCUGGUGCAGGCCGCAUCGAACACCCUCGAGCAAAUGACGCUGGGACGCUUCGUCAUCGGCCUGGGCAUAGGCGCCUUCGCGGCCGGCGUGCCACUGUACGUCAGCGAAAUUAGCCCGGCGAGCCUAAGAGGCCGGAUCGUGGGUAUCGAGCUGAUGAUCCUGUGUUUCGCCGAGAUGGUCGUCUUCUUUGUCGACUACGCCUGCUUCUUUCUGCCGUCCGACAGCUGGUGGCGCAUCCCUCUGUUCAUACAGGUGUUUCCUGCGGUGCUGAUGGCCGUAGGCUGCUGGCGGAGCAGCUGGGUGCCGCCGAGCCCACGCUGGCUUGUGGCUCAGGGGCGCUACGACUGCGCGCUGGAGGUGCUGACUAGGCUACACGGGACAGAGGCCGCUGAGGUCGAGAUGCGUGAGAUCCGCGAGACUGUGUCCGAAGAGCAGGCAGACGAAGCGCUGGCCGGCGCCGCCUGGGCCGACAUGUUCCGCCCACCUGUACUGCGCGUCACCCUGCUGGGCGCGGGCGUCCAGUUCCUGCAGCAGAUCACAGGAACCAACGCCAUCUUCUACUACACACCCCAGCUGUUCCGCAACGGUGGCAUCACCGACCCUAACAUUGCCAACCUGGCCACCAGCGGUGUGGGCGUCGUGCUGUUCCUCUCUGCCUGGAUUCCCAUCUUCUUCUUCGACCGGCUGGGCAGGAAGACCUGGCUGCAGCUGGGGCUGGUCGGCAUGUUCACCGCGCUGCUCGGGAUAGCGCUGCUGCAGCGGCAUGCCGAGAGCCACCCUGGCGACCCGCGGAACUAUGCCAUUAUCGCGUUUCCAUUCUUGUUUUUCACUUCGUUUAAUAUGUCCUGGAGCUCGGGCUCUUGGACAUAUGCGGCGGAGAUCUUUCCGAUCUCGCUGAGGGCAAAAGGCAACGCCCUAUGCACCGCGUCGCUCUGGAUUUCCAACUUUAUUGUUGCCCAGGUCACCCCGCCCAUCAUGACAUCCAUCUCCUGGGGCUUGUAUAUCAUAUUAGCCGCCAUCAACGUCCUCGCUUUCUUGUUUGUGCGAUACUUCCUUGUGGAAACAAGAGGCAAGACGCUGGAGGAGAUGGCAUACCUGUUCGGCAUUGAAGAGAAACAUGGCGAAUCUCAGGAGGAUGACAGGUCCUCUGAGCGGCGAGAGUUGCUACGGGAUGAUGGCCCAGCUGAUGAUGGGGACGACGAGCCAUAACCAUGGCUAUAGACAAGGUUCAGAAGUAUUUCGCGCCGAUACAACAUUUAUACAUGAUAGAAGUUCGUCAAAUAGCAAAAGAGUCUAUUAGGUAGACACAACAACGUAGACAAGAAAAUAGACAGCGUCUCCAUG